GCCAACAAAAGGCAACAACAAAUAAUUACUAUAACAAUUCCUCUCUCUUUCUCUUAACAAUUCCACUUUUCCAUUUCUUCUCUAAUAAAAACUACAAAAAGAGAGAAAAGAAAGAACAAAACAGAGACUAUGGAAGAAGAAUCAUCAUCUCAAAUUACAUCUCCUCUUAUUCCCAAGCAUGAACAACAACGACAAGCUUCGUCUUCAUCAAUUUCUCCGUCGCCGGACCCGGAAAUUUCUGAAUCCGAUGAAAACUCCCCUAUUCCUCAAGUUGCACUCACCGUUCCUACCUCCGACGACCCUUCUCUCCCCGUUCUCACCUUCCGAAUGUGGUUCCUCGGUACUCUCUCUUGCGUUCUCCUCUCUUUCCUCAACCAAUUCUUCUGGUACCGCAAAGAACCCCUCUCCAUCACUGCCAUUUCCGCUCAAAUCGCCGUCGUUCCACUCGGCCGUUUAAUGGCUUCCAAAAUAACAGAUCGGGUUUUUUUUAAAGGAAAACGGUGGGAGUUUUCGCUUAACCCUGGCCCUUUCAAUGUUAAGGAACACGUUCUCAUCACUAUCUUCGCUAACUCCGGUGCCGGCAGUGUCUACGCCAUUCACGUCGUUACCGUUGUUAAAACCUUCUAUAAGCAACAUUUGACCUUCUUCGUCUCUCUGAUUGUCGUCGUUACCACUCAGGUGUUAGGGUUUGGAUGGGCGGGGAUAUUCAGGAAGUACCUGGUAGAACCGGCGGCGAUGUGGUGGCCGGCGAACUUGGUUCAAGUUUCGUUGUUCAGGGCUCUACAUGAGAAAGAAGAAAGAAGCAAAGGAAGUUUAAGCCGAACCCAAUUCUUUGUUAUAGCCUUCAUUUGCAGCUUUGCAUAUUAUGUAUUCCCUGGCUACCUCUUCCAAAUGCUCACCUCCCUCUCAUGGGUCUGUUGGAUCUUCCCAACUUCCAUUCUGGCCCAACAGCUCGGUUCAGGCCUUUAUGGGCUGGGCCUCGGGUCCAUUGGGCUUGAUUGGUCCACCAUUUCUUCCUAUUUAGGCAGCCCACUAGCCAGUCCAUGGUUUGCCACGGCCAAUGUAGCAGUUGGGUUUGGGUUCAUCAUGUACAUUUUGACCCCAAUUUGCUAUUGGUUCAAUGUUUACAAGGCUCAAACAUUUCCCAUAUUUUCUGAUGGUUUGUUCACUGGGAAGGGUCAUAAGUAUAAUAUUUCUUCCAUUAUUGACCCCAAUUUUCAUCUUGAUUUUGCUGCUUAUGAAACACAAGGGAGGCUUUAUAUCAGUACUUUCUUUGCUGUUACUUAUGGUGUUGGCUUUGCUGCUCUUUCUGCUACCAUUGUUCAUGUUGCUCUCUUCCAUGGAAGGGAAAUAUGGGAGCAGAGCAAGUCAAGCUUUGAAGAGAAGAAAAUGGACAUACACACAAAGCUGAUGAGCAAGUACAAACAAGUUCCUGAAUGGUGGUUUGUGUUGAUUCUUCUAGGAAACAUUGCGCUCACCAUUUUCGCUUGCGAAUACUACAAUGACCAACUCCAAUUGCCUUGGUGGGGAGUUCUACUCGCUUGUAGUAUCGCCGUUUUCUUCACUCUCCCAAUUGGAAUCAUCACUGCCAUCACCAACCAAGCUCCGGGGUUGAACAUAAUCACCGAGUACAUUAUUGGAUAUAUCUACCCGGGAUAUCCGGUUGCCAACAUGUGCUUCAAAGUGUACGGAUACAUUAGCAUGACUCAAGCCAUUACCUUUCUACAAGAUUUCAAGCUUGGUCAUUACAUGAAGAUCCCACCAAGAACGAUGUUCAUGGCUCAGGUUGUUGGAACCUUAAUUGCCAGCCUUGUGUAUUUGGGCACUGCCUGGUGGCUCUUGGAAACCAUUCCCGACAUUUGUAGUUCAUCCCAAUCCUUCUGGACUUGUCCCUCCGAUAGGGUGUUCUAUGAUGCUUCGGUCAUAUGGGGGUUGAUCGGUCCUCGCCGGAUUUUUGGUGACCUUGGAUACUACGCAUCUGUAAAUUGGUUCUUUCUUGUGGGUGCAAUUGCUCCAGUUUUAGUAUGGUUAGCUAUCAAGGCAUUUCCACAACAUGAGUGGAUUAAACUUAUCAACAUGCCUGUAUUGAUUGGGGCCACUGGGUAUAUGCCUCCAGCCACCGCUGUAAACUACAUCACCUGGAUCCUCAUGGGCUUCCUUUCUGGCUUUGUAGUAUAUAGAUAUAAGCCAGAAUGGUGGAGAAGACAUAACUAUGUUCUCUCUGGAGCAUUGGAUGCUGGUCUGGCUUUCAUGGGAGUGUUAUUGUACUUCACAUUAGGGUUACAAGAGACCACCCUCGACUGGUGGGGGAACGACCUUGACGGUUGUCCACUGGCACAAUGCCCAACCGCCCCUGGAAUUGCUGUGGAAGGAUGCCCCCUCUUUACUUGAAAUUUAAGAUUGAGAAAGACAAUUCUUUACAAGGUUACACCGUUUCUCUUUGUGUAUACUUGUACUUUGGUAGUUUGUCCAUGAAAUUGUUGGCUUUUGGAUUCUUUUUGGUUCCUUAUGUGAUGAAUUUUAGUGUAAUUAUAAGGUUCCAUGCAGAAUAUUCUUUCA
This is a messenger RNA of Cucumis melo (muskmelon), 2559 nucleotides long. RefSeq names its product oligopeptide transporter 7. Gene Ontology annotation, biological process: transmembrane transport. The transcript has 6 exons. The coding region runs from base 130 to 2391 and encodes 753 amino acids. The record is from RefSeq and is a predicted model, not a curated record. NCBI's taxonomy places the organism in Eukaryota, Viridiplantae, Streptophyta, Magnoliopsida, Cucurbitales, Cucurbitaceae. Gene Ontology annotation, molecular function: oligopeptide transmembrane transporter activity.